CGCCCCGCCUACUUGACAGACCUGCACGGGGCGCGCAUCUCUGCGGGGCGUCCGAAAGGCCACCCAGUGCCCACUUCUCCCCGCUGCUGUCCUGGAGGACUGGAACAGAGGGUUGAUAAAAGUUUCUUAUCUGAAGAAAUGGAUACUUCUCCAUCCAAAAAAUACCCAAUUAAAAAACGGGUGAAAAUACAUCCCAAUACAGUCAUGGUGAAAUAUACCUCUCAUUAUCCCCAACCCGGGGAGGAUGGGUAUGAAGAAAUCAAUGAAGACUAUGGUAGAUUUAUGGAAGAAAACCCAAAGAAAAGUCUGCUGAGUGAAAUGAGAAGAAAAGGAAGAACUCUGUUUGGAACCAUGGACACUCAGCCUCCACGAUCAGAAGACCCAAGAGCCAGUGGCAUGGGACAGUUCCAGAGCUUUGCAGAAAAGAACAUUUUUCAGUCCCGAAAAAUGUGGCUAGUGCUGUUUGGGUCUGCACUGGCGCAUGGAUGUGUGGCUCUCAUCACGAGGCUUGUUUCCGACCGUUCUAAAGUCCCGUCCUUAGAACUGAUUUUUAUCCGGUCUGUCUUGCAGGUCUUAUCCGUGAUAGUUGUGUGUUAUUACCAGGAAGCUCCCUUUGGGCCCAGCGGAUACAGAUUACGACUUUUCUUGUACGGUGUGUGCAACGUUAUUUCCAUCACCUGCGCUUACACCUCCUUUUCAAUAGUUCCUCCCAGCAAUGGCACCACGAUGUGGAGAGCCACCACCACUGUUUUCAGUGCUGUUCUAGCCUUUCUUCUUGUAGAUGAGAAAAUGGCAUAUGUUGACAUGGCUACAGUGGUCUGCAGCAUCCUGGGUGUUUGUCUUGUCAUGAUCCCCAACAUUGCUGAUGAGGACAAUUCUCUGUUAAAUGUCUGGAAGGAAGCCUUUGGGUAUACAAUGACUGUGAUGGCUGGGCUGACCACUGCUCUUUCUAUGAUAGUGUACAGAUCCAUCAGGGAGAAGAUCAGCAUGUGGACCGCACUGUUUACCUUUGGUUGGACUGGAACAAUCUGGGGAUUAUCUACUAUGUUUGUCCUUCAAGAACCCAUCAUUCCUUUAGAUGGAGAAACAUGGAGCUAUCUCAUUGCUAUAUGCAUCUGUUCUACUGUAGCAUUCUUAGGCGUUUAUUAUGCCUUGGACAAAUUCCACCCAGCUUUGGUUAGCACAGUACAACAUCUGGAGAUUGUGGUAGCUAUGGUCUUACAGCUUCUAGUGUUACACAUAUUUCCUAGCGUUUAUGAUGUUUUUGGAGGGGUGAUCAUCAUGAUUAGUGUAUUUGUCCUUGCUGGCUAUAAACUUUACUGGAGGAAUGUAAGGAGGGAAGAUUAUCAGGAAAUACUGGACUCUCCCAUUAAAUGAACACCUGGUUAUUACUGUCAUCUUGUUAAUGUCUAGUUAUCAACACAUACACUGCCAUUUUAGCAUUUACUUGUAGAUGUCUUUUGUGUUACAUUAUCAAUAGAGUGCUAUAUAGUAUAAAUAAUUAUGCAGAUGCAGAAAAAUAUACCAGACUAAUAUAUUAAAGAAUAAAUAUUAAAUAGCUGAAAUGUGUCAUGAA
Molecule: messenger RNA, 1576 nt
Organism: Rattus rattus (black rat)
Lineage: Eukaryota; Metazoa; Chordata; Mammalia; Rodentia; Muridae
Gene: Slc35g2
Product: solute carrier family 35 member G2
Exons: 2
Coding region: 139-1377 (412 amino acids)
Cellular component (GO): plasma membrane
Source: RefSeq, a predicted model, not a curated record